CCGACUUCCAACUUUCCACAAGUUUAGUUAAGACGGUUAUACUGGGGAAUUUGUUCAGUGGUUGACCAAUUAGCUCCCCGUCUCUCGCUUGGCAUCGUCCAGAUCGAAGCAAAACCAAAACUUUGCUACUGCAACCGAAAGCGGAGUCGAAACUGGCAAGUAACAUGUCCACCGAUUUUGAAGCUCCAACAGAACAGAAUGAUGACUCCUAUUGCCUGAAUCUGCAUCUCCAACAAAUUUUGGCCGCGAUGACUCUCCGCAUCUCGGAUGCUCGGUGCUUGCUGCUCGGCCGAUCGUUUUUAUCAUGGUCUUGAGCCAGGAAAAUUAGGCAGCAUGCCGAUUCUGAAGGUACUCAUGCCUCCCCCUGCCAUGAACAUUGCCCACGUAAGUCGUGAUGUCCAUCUCCCACCACCGCCCAGCCAUGGCAACACGGAUUUCCUAACCAAGUGCGUCAAGACUUCCAGGGACGAUUUCUUCGGCGUCUCCUUUGACGAGACCGCUGAGAAUAACUUAUUCUCUCAUGUACUCUUGGAAGUGUCAUUCGUCAUCGUGGUCUCUCGGGUUAUCCGAUUUCUCCUCAAGCCUCUUCGUCAGCCUAGAAUUGUCUCGGAGAUCCUUGGUGGAGUGAUCGUUGGACCCUCCGUUCUGAGCCACAAUCGCAAGUUCAUAAGAUAUGUGUAUCCAGAUAGUGCGAAUUUUGUGGUCCGAAACGUCGGCACAAUAGCUUUCAUGUAUUUCCUCUUCAUGGCGGGCGUGAGAACGGAUAUGACCAUGGUGAGGAGGUCGGCGAAGAAACACGUGUACAUAGCAUUGACAUGCGUGUUCGUUCCCUCGUUCGUAGUGAUAGCAGUUGGUCUGAUCAUGCAGCGGUCCAUCAACCAUGCUUAUGGAAAUCCGUAUGCCCUCGGAGUCCUUGGUUCAUCCACUGCCAUAACGGCAUUCCCCGUUCUGUAUCCCAUCCUCAAGGAACUGAAUCUUCUGAAUUCUGAGAUUGGACGCCUGGCCUUAUCAUCUUCAAUAGUUGGGGAUAUGAUAGGAAUCGUCGCUAUCAUUAUAUUUGAAGCAGCUGUCCAAGCGAAAGCCGGUUCCAUCGCUGGCUUCUGGUGCUUGGCUACAACGGUCGGAUUGAUGGCCAUCAUGUUCUUCGGCAUUCGGCCUGCAUUUGCUUGGAUCAUUCGAAAUACCCCAGAAGGCCAGCCCGUUGACCAAACUUACAUCAUAGCGAUCCUUGUGGCGGUAUUGCUUACGGGGUUUUUGACCGACUUCAUAGGCGUGGCCAUCGCUAACGGGCCUUUGUGGCUGGGGUUGAUGAUUCCUGAUGGGCCCCCGCUCGGGACAACGUUGGUGGAGAGGAGCGACACGAUAAUCAUGGAGCUUCUUAUGCCAUUUUCCUUCAUGUACAUCGGCCAGUCCACGGACUUGGUCGCGAUGGGGAAGGCGUGGUCGAGCCUGAAACCAGUGUGUGCCAUUGUUGCAAUUGGGCACUUAACCAAAGUGGUGACAAGUCUUUUGGCCGGUCUCCUAAUCGACAUGCCCGUCGCGGAUGGUCUUGCCCUUGGCCUCAUCUUGACCCUCAGGGGUCAGGUUGAUCUCUUGCUGUUCAUUCAUUGGUUGGAGAAAAAGGUCAUAGAGCCGCAGGUGUACACGAUGAUGGUGAUGGUUUCGGUGAUGGUCAGUGCAAUAUCGACACCAUUGAUCGGCAUUCUGUACGACCCCACAAAGCCUUACAUGGUGAACCGAAGGCGAACCAUCCAACACACACCUCCAUCCACGGAGCUCGGCGUAGUGGUUAAAAUCCACGACGAAGAAGAUACCGCCAGGUUCAUCAACUUCAUAGACGCCUCCAAUCCUACCAUGAGCAAUCCGAUCUCAAUCUAUGGUCUGCACAUCGUGCAGUUGGUCGGUCGCGGGUACCCUAGGCUCAUCGACCACGGGAAGCUGGCGCAGUAUUCUAAGUACGCCAUCUACGAGACCAUCCACCAAGCCAUGAAAGUGUACCAGGAAAGCAAGAGCGAGUGCAUCAGCUACCAGGCCUACACGGCCCUGUCCCCGAAGCGAACCAUGUAUCGAGAUGUAUGUGAGAUCGCCCUCAAUAACAGGGCUACUUUGAUCCUGCUCCCAUACCACAAAAAUCUCCCACGGAACCACCAUGGAACUGUGCUUGUGAGUGACGUGUUGGCCAACGCACCAUGCUCGGUGGGCAUCCUCUUGGACAAGGGCCACUGUGGAAGCAACUCGAUGCGGAUGCCGGUGCCCAUGGUCAGCCCUUCGGACAUCCAAGCACAGUCCCACCAAUUAGUGGUCCUAUUUUUAGGGGGCGCGGAUGCUCGAGAAGCGCUGUAUUACGCAGAUCGAAUGGUGGGGAAUGUGAACGUGCGUCUCUCGGUGAUCCGAUUCCUUGCCCACAACGGGGAAGGGGAUGAUGAGAUGGAGAAGAAGCUGGACGACGGGGUGGUGACCUGGUUUUGGAUGAAGAACGAGGUGAACAGGAGGGUAAACUACAGGGAGGUGGAGGUGAGAAACGGGGAAGAAACGGUGGCCACCGUGCACGCGAUGAACGACAACACGUUCGAUCUGUGGAUCGUGGGGAGGAAGCAGGGCAUAAACCCGGUGCUGCUGCAAGGGUUGACGGCUUGGAGCGAGAACAGUGAGCUGGGAGUGAUAGGCGAGUACGUGUCGUCCAUGGAUUGUGAUGCGGCAGCUUCGGUGCUAGUGGUCCAACAACAAGUUCUGAGGGAGCAGAGGCAUUGGCUUCGGCGUUUUGGGGUGAUGUAACAGAACCUUAGGAACAGAGCGUCUGUAGCUGUAGAGUCCAGUUUUGCCUUAGGAUAGGUGU
This is a messenger RNA of Rhodamnia argentea, 2836 nucleotides long. Its product is annotated as cation/H(+) antiporter 24-like. Gene Ontology annotation, biological process: regulation of pH; proton transmembrane transport. The record is from RefSeq and is a predicted model, not a curated record. Gene Ontology annotation, molecular function: antiporter activity. The transcript is spliced from 3 exons. Gene Ontology annotation, cellular component: membrane; endomembrane system. Lineage: Eukaryota; Viridiplantae; Streptophyta; Magnoliopsida; Myrtales; Myrtaceae. The coding region runs from base 268 to 2775 and encodes 835 amino acids.